AUGCCACGCGAUCCGCUCAUAGGUCUUGUAGGCAAGCCUUCGUCUGGCAAGUCGACCACUCUAAAUAGCUUGACAGAUGCUACCUCCAAAGUCGGUCGAUUCACCACAAUCGACCCUCAACGCGCGAUCGGAUAUCUUCAAAUAUCAUGCCCAUGCGCUCGUCUCAACGUCUCUGAACGAUGCAAACCCAACUAUGGAUCUUGUAAUGAGGGAAGGCGAUCAGUGCCCAUAGAACUACUUGACGUCGCUGGGCUCGUUCCUGGUGCGCAUAUGGGCAAAGGUCUGGGAAACAGGUUCUUGGAUGACCUGCGACAUGCCGAUGCGCUAGUGCACGUGGUCGAUGUCAGUGGGACGACAGAUGCCGAGGGCAAGGCAACAAGAGGGUACGACCCAAGUCAGGAUAUCGUAUGGUUGAGAAGUGAAAUCGUGCGAUGGAUUCAAGGCAAUCUAAUGGAGAAGUGGGGCAGCAUCAAGAGGAGGCAUGUGGCUGUCAAGGCGACGGCUGUCGAAACACUGCAAAACCAGUUCUCAGGUUAUGGGUCGACAUCGAGCGUGGUGGCGCGCUGUCUCGACCGGCUUGCUCUAAAAGAGCCUCUUCAGGACUGGUCUGACGAAACUAUUGAGCGUGUGGUGAACGCUUUUACCGACGAAAAGUUCCCCACGGUCAUCGCCCUCAACAAAAUCGACCACCCGGAUGCCGAUAAGAACAUUGCAAAAAUCGCAAAGGUGCAAGACCCGAAAAGCAUAGUCCUCUGCAGCGCAAUAUCAGAGGUCUUCUUAAGGAAGUUGGCGAAACAGGGCUUUGUCAAAUAUACAGAGGGCAGCGAGUUUGUCGAUACAAGAGAAGAUUUGAUUGAGCAAGGUGAUCCGGACGGUGGCGGAUUGAAGGAACUUGACGAGAAACUCAAGACGCGAAUCGAAAAUCUCAAAGACAUGGUUCUAUAUCGCUUUGGCAGCACGGGUGUUGUGCAAGUGCUAUCGAGAGCAGCUGAGCUACUUGGAUUGGUUCCCGUUUUCCCUGUCAGGAAUAUCCACACAUACACGAGUGGAUCAGCGAGUUCGACGGCGGUGUUCCGCGACUGUGUGUUGGUCAAGAAGGGAAGCACGGUGGGUGAUGUGUACAGGAAGGUCAUGGGCGAUGCACCCAUGGCCUACGUAGAAACUGAGGGCGGGAGGAGAGUUGCAGAGGACGAUAUUGUCGCCGUGGGGAAGAAUGAUAUUCUCAGCUUCAAAGUUGGACGCGCAUAG
Bipolaris oryzae ATCC 44560 is the source of this 1248-nucleotide messenger RNA. RefSeq lists its product as uncharacterized. The coding region runs from base 1 to 1248 and encodes 415 amino acids. Gene Ontology annotation, molecular function: ATP hydrolysis activity; GTP binding. NCBI's taxonomy places the organism in Eukaryota, Fungi, Ascomycota, Dothideomycetes, Pleosporales, Pleosporaceae. The record is from RefSeq and is a predicted model, not a curated record. Gene Ontology annotation, cellular component: cytoplasm. The transcript has 4 exons.